This is a messenger RNA of Mucor velutinosus, 1488 nucleotides long. Its product is annotated as formin-binding protein. The record is from RefSeq and is a predicted model, not a curated record. Bases 1 to 1488 code for a protein of 495 amino acids. Gene Ontology annotation, molecular function: protein disulfide isomerase activity. The transcript has 3 exons. NCBI's taxonomy places the organism in Eukaryota, Fungi, Mucoromycota, Mucoromycetes, Mucorales, Mucoraceae. Gene Ontology annotation, cellular component: endoplasmic reticulum. Gene Ontology annotation, biological process: response to endoplasmic reticulum stress; protein folding.
AUGGUUAGAAAGACUUUCUUGUUUACUGCUAUUGCUGCUACUUUUGCUGCUCUCACUCACUCAGUUUUGGCUGAUGAAGCAAGCGAUGUUCUUUCUUUGACUGACAAGACCUUUGACCAAGAAGUCCUCGAUCAAGAUUUAAUGUUGGUUGAAUUCUUUGCCCCUUGGUGUGGUCACUGUAAAGCACUUGCUCCUGAAUACGAGAUUGCUGCUACUCAACUCAAGGAUAAGGUCAAGAUUGCCAAGGUGGAUUGUACCGAGAACCAAGAUCUCUGUCAAAAGUACGAUGUCCGUGGUUAUCCUACUCUCAAGGUGUUUAGAAACGGCGAAACCUCUGAAUAUAAGGGCGCUCGUAAGGCUGAUGGCAUUGUCAGCUAUAUGCAAAAGCAAGCUGCUCCUGCUGUUGCUGAUUUGGAUGCUUCCAACUUUACCGAAUUCCAAAACUCUGAUCGUGUUGUUGUUGUUGGUUACGCCAACGAUGAUGCCUCCAAGGCUGCUCUCAAGCAAGUUGCCAACAAGUUGCGUGAUGACUAUCUCUUUGGUAUCGUCACUGACGAAGCUCUUGCCAAGGAACACAAGGCUGAAUUCCCCAGUGUCGUAGUUUACAAGCAAUUUGAUGAAGGUCGCAACGAUCAAACUGGUGCAUUCGAAGUGGAGGCUAUUGAGGAGUUUAUCAAGACCAACUCUGUGCCCCUUUUAGACGCCAUUGAUGCCUCCAACUUUAAGAGCUAUGCUGAAGCUGGUCUUCCUUUAGCUUAUCUCUUCCACGACAAUGCUGAAGAUCAACAAAAGCUGACUGAAAUGGCCACACCCCUUGCCAAAAAGUACAAGGGCAAGAUCAACUUUGUUCACAUUGAUGCCACUAAAUUUGGCGCCCAUGCUGGCAACUUGGGUUUGAAGGAGGAAUGGCCCGCUUUCGCUAUUCAACAUUUGGACACUGGUGCUAAAUUCCCUCUUGAUCAAACCAAGGCUGUUGCAUUCGAAAACUUGGAACCUUUCCUCCAAGAUUACGUUGACGGUAAGAUCAAGCCUACCGUGAAAUCUGCUGAAGCACCUGCUGAGAACAAUGGCCCUGUCAAGGUCAUUGUUGCCAACGAAUUUGUGGAUAUUGUGCUUGACAAGUCCAAGGAUGUCUUUUUGGAAGUCUAUGCUCCUUGGUGUGGUCACUGUAAGCGUUUAGCUCCUGUCUGGGAACAACUCGGUGAAGCUGCAGCUAAGCAAGCACCCAACCUUAUCAUUGCAAAGAUGGACGGUACUGAAAACGAUAUUCCUGAAGAAGCUGGUUUCGAUGUCUCUGGCUUCCCUACACUCAAGUUCUUCAAGGCAGAUACCAAUGAAUUGAUUGAUUAUGAUGGCGAUCGUUCUAUUGAAGAUCUUACUGAUUUCAUUAGCAAGCACACCUCUAAUAAUGUCAAGAUUACUGUCUCUGAAGAAGAGCCUGCUGCUGCCGAUCAAAAGGAAUCUGCAAACACUCACGAUGAAUUGUAA